GCUAAUGUAGGCCAACGCAGGCUGAUGCAGGCUAAGGUAGGCCUCAUAAUUUACGUUGGCAUUAUGCACAGGCCAAUGUAGGCUGAUGCUGACGGCAAAAACACGCAAGAACAAUGAAACUACGAUCAUACUCGGACUAUGACUGUCGGGGGAGAUGCACCAAUAGAUGGAGCCAUCCAAGCAUGCCCCAGUUAACGAGGAUGCUCUUAUCACCUCGGCCAGUGGUUCUGCAAGGUUGCGGCUUGGGGCGACAGAUGUGCUAGCGACCGUCAAGGUGGAGUUGGGAUCCCCAUCGCAAAGCAAGCCUAACCAAGGGCGGAUUGAAGUUGCGGUGGAGUUGUCGGCCACUGCAGAUCCAGAGUUCGAGGGAUGGAGGGGUGAAGAAUAUGGCUCAGAGUUAAGCAAGGCAUUAGAAAGGUAUCUUCAAGGGGGAGCAUCUGGAGCAGGUGCUGCAAUCGAUUUGACAACGCUUUGUAUCGUGGAAGGCAGGACAUGCUGGGUUCUUUACGUCGAUAUCCUUGUGCUCAAUACUGAUGGAAACCUACUGGAUGCAUCUGCCAUAGCCAUUAAGGAUUAGUAAACAGAAGCAGCAAAUGACGCGGCACAUGAGAAUGAAAGGGAAUACAAAGA
Chara braunii is the source of this 630-nucleotide messenger RNA. NCBI's taxonomy places the organism in Eukaryota, Viridiplantae, Streptophyta, Charophyceae, Charales, Characeae. The record is from the annotation of a GenBank genome assembly.